AUGGCAAUCCUCGCUCUCCCGCUAGUCAUCUCAGCUCUCAAGCCCCACCACUCUUCCCGCCUCUUCCUCCUCCGCUCCGCCCCCACUUCCCGUCUCCUCCGCCACUUCUCCAACACCUCCGUCUCCGCAAUCAGCACCACCUCUGCGCUUCCUCACCAAUCCUCCACUGCCCCAAUUCCCGAGGCCAGCAACAAAGCCUCAGUCCUCACUUUCCAACAAGCCAUUCAACGCCUCCAGGAAUAUUGGGCUUCAGUUGGAUGUGCUAUAAUGCAAUGCAGCAACACAGAGGUCGGAGCCGGGACUAUGAAUCCCUUGACUUUCCUGAGGGUGCUUGGUCCUGAACCGUGGAAUGUAGCGUAUGCGGAGCCUAGUAUCCGGCCAGAUGACAGUCGUUACGGGGAAAACCCGAAUAGGCUCCAGAGACACACUCAGUUUCAGGUUAUAUUGAAGCCUGAUCCUGGAAACUCGCAAGACCUUUUUAUCCGCAGCUUAUCAGCUCUAGGUAUUGAUGUUCGUUCUCAUGAUAUACGAUUUGUGGAGGACAACUGGGAGAGUCCGGUGCUUGGAGCUUGGGGUUUGGGUUGGGAAAUCUGGAUGGAUGGGAUGGAGAUCACACAGUUUACUUACUUUCAGCAGGCUGGAAGUCUUCAAUUGUCACCAGUAUCUGUAGAAAUCACUUAUGGUCUUGAGAGAAUCCUCAUGUUGCUUCAGGGAGUCGAUCAUUUUAAAAAAAUUCAAUAUGCUGAUGGAAUUACAUAUGGCGAGCUAUUCUUGGAGAAUGAGAAGGAAAUGAGUGCGUACUAUCUAGAGCAUGCUGGUGUGCAUCAUAUUCAAAAACAGUUUGAUCUUUCUGAGGAGGAAGCUCGUUCCCUGCUUGCUUCAGGCCUAGCAAUACCGGCGUAUGAUCAACUUCUGAAAACAUCACAUGCUUUCAAUAUAUUGGACUCUAGAGGCUUUGUUGGGGUAACAGAGCGUGCUCGCUAUUUUGGUCGGAUGCGUAGUUUAGCACGUCAGUGUGCACAACUUUGGUUAAAGACCAGGGAGUCCCUUGGUUAUCCAUUGGGUGUUGUUUCUGAGACUGCUGAUCUUGUAUGUCCUAAAGAGCUUGUGGAGGCAGCAGUCAAGAAGGUGCAUGAUACUGCAAGGUCAUUUGUUCUCGAAAUUGGAAUAGAAGAGAUGCCACCUCAAGACGUAGUUGAUGCAAGCCAGCAACUGAAGGAUCUAGUAACACAGUUACUAGCAAAGCAAAGAUUGGGCCAUGGUGAAGUGCAAGCUUUCGGCACACCUCGCAGACUUGUGGUAUGUGUUGAAAAUCUCUGCACUAAACAAAUGGAGAAUGAGGUUGAGGUUCGAGGGCCUCCAGUCUCAAAAUCUUUUGAUGAUCAAGGAAAUCCUACAAAGGCUGCCGAGGGUUUCUGCCGGAGAUACUCUGUACCAUUGAACUCAUUAUAUCGAAAGACUGAUGGAAAAACAGAAUAUAUUUAUGCUCGAGUAGUAGAGUCUGCUCGACAUGCUUUGGAGGUUUUGUCUGAGGACUUGCCCAAUGCAAUUGCUAGAAUAUCAUUUCCAAAAUCAAUGCGCUGGAACUCUCAGGUUUUUUUUAGCAGACCUAUUCGUUGGAUAUUAGCACUCCAUGGAGAUGUAGUUGUACCCUUUACUUUUGCUCAAGUUUUGAGUGGAAACCUCUCUUAUGGUCUUCGUAACACUCCUUCUGCUACUGUCACGGUCAAAACUGCAGAAUGUUAUGCUGGUGUAAUAAGGAAUGCGGGAAUCAAUAUUGAAAUGGAGGAACGUAAGAAAACAAUAAUGGAGUGUUCUAGUACAUUGGCCAGAAGUGUAAAUGGAGAAGCAUUUAUUCCAGAGGGCUUGCUUAAUGAGGUUGUAAAUCUUGUUGAGGCACCUGUUCCAGUCCUUGGGGAGUUUAAAAGGUCUUUCUUAGAGCUUCCUAGCGAUCUUCUGACUAUGGUUAUGCAGAAGCAUCAGAAGUACUUUUCUGUGAGGGAUGAGAAUGGAGAGCUGUUGCCUUUCUUCAUUGCUGUGGCAAAUGGGGCAAUUGACGAGAUGGUGGUUAGAAAAGGAAAUGAAGCUGUAUUGAGAGCACGCUAUGAAGAUGCUAAAUUUUUCUAUGAGAUGGAUACACGGAAAAGAUUUUCAGAAUUUAGACGUCAACUGAAAGGGAUUCUUUUCCAUGAGAAAUUAGGAACAAUGCUGGAGAAGGUGCUGCGUCUUGAGAAUAUGGUUGACAAACUGACUUUGGCCCUUGGAAUGGAUGACAGUACAAAUAAAAUUGUCCAGCAAGCUGCAUCCCUUUCUAUGUCAGAUCUAGCUACAGCAGUUGUCACAGAAUUUACGUCUCUUUCAGGAGUAAUGGCUCGUCACUAUGCUCUUAGAGAUGGCCAUUCAGAGCAGGUUGCAGAGGCUUUGUUUGAGAUUACACUUCCUAGAUUUUCCGGAGAUACACUUCCUAAAACUGAUGCAGGCAUAGUUCUGUCAGUAGCUGACAGAUUAGAUAGCCUUGUCGGCUUAUUUGCUGCUGGUUGUCAGCCCAGUUCUACCAAUGACCCAUUUGGCCUGCGACGAAUCUCUUAUGGUCUUGUCCAGGUGUUGGUGGAAAAAGAUAAGUAUCUGGAUUUACAACAAGCUUUGGAACUUGCAGCAGAUGUGCAACCCAUAAAAGUUGAAGCCCCUACUAUAAAAGAUGCACAUCAAUUUGUUACUCGGAGAUUAGAACAAUAUCUGGUUGAUAAGGGAAUAAGUCCAGAAGUGGUUCGAUCAGUUCUUGCAGAGCGUGCAAACUUACCUUGUCUAGCAGCAAGGACUGCUUGUAAAAUGGAAGCCUUAUCAAAAGGCAAGCUUCUGCCAAAAGUUAUUGAAGCGUAUUCUCGUCCUACAAGAAUUGUCCGAGGAAAGGAUGUGGACCCUCAUUUUGAGGUGGAUGAGGCAGCCUUUGAGACAGAUGAAGAGAGAGCUCUAUGGAUUUGUUUCUUGUCAGUCAAAGAGGAAAUAUGCCACGGUAUUGAGGUCGAUGAGUUUGUCAAAAUAUCAGCACAGCUAGUACAACCACUUGACAAUUUCUUUGAACAUGUGUUUGUAAUGGUGGAAGAUGAAAGAAUUCGAAAUAACAGGCUUGCUUUGCUGAAGAAAGUUGCUGACCUUCCAAGAGGAGUAGCGGACCUAUCAAUGUUGCCUGGAUUUUGAAUCGUCCGUUACAUUUUUCUUUCUUCUUUUUGCCGAAGGAAAAAGAAACUUACAAACCAGAACCCCUACAACCCCCACUCCUGUUCUUACUGAGUUCAUCAUAGUAAAGGAAUAUCAAUUUUUGCUGUAGAGAAAAAUAUGUGAAGAGGAAGAACCAAAGAAAGGUACGACAGCUAACUAGCUUGUUAUUGUUAGGAAUGGGAAAUUAAAGAGUGGAUGGUUGUUGUGCGACUCCAUUUUUGCAGUUAAGUUAUGUAAGUUACUGACUUGUAUGUAAAAGCAGAGGUGGGAGUUACCUACAUGGUACAGAGAGAAAAGAGAGAAAAGAGAGAAAAAGGUAUAUGGUUGUAAUUACAAUAGUUUAUCAUUCAGCUAUUGGAAGUGUGUAGUCACAACUCA
This is a messenger RNA of Fragaria vesca subsp. vesca, 3597 nucleotides long. RefSeq names its product glycine--tRNA ligase 2, chloroplastic/mitochondrial-like. Lineage: Eukaryota; Viridiplantae; Streptophyta; Magnoliopsida; Rosales; Rosaceae. Gene Ontology annotation, biological process: glycyl-tRNA aminoacylation; arginyl-tRNA aminoacylation. Bases 1 to 3198 code for a protein of 1065 amino acids. The transcript has 36 exons. The record is from RefSeq and is a predicted model, not a curated record. Gene Ontology annotation, cellular component: cytoplasm; mitochondrion; chloroplast stroma. Gene Ontology annotation, molecular function: glycine-tRNA ligase activity; ATP binding; arginine-tRNA ligase activity.